This is a messenger RNA of Dromiciops gliroides (monito del monte), 2019 nucleotides long. Its product is annotated as cytochrome c oxidase assembly protein COX11, mitochondrial. The transcript has 4 exons. Gene Ontology annotation, cellular component: mitochondrial inner membrane. Gene Ontology annotation, molecular function: copper ion binding. The record is from RefSeq and is a predicted model, not a curated record. Bases 132 to 845 code for a protein of 237 amino acids. Lineage: Eukaryota; Metazoa; Chordata; Mammalia; Microbiotheria; Microbiotheriidae.
GCCGACUGGAGAAGCCGCGGCCGCCGACGCCGUACUCUGACGUCACGAGGCCACAGCGGCCACUCGCGCCGGCUCGGCUCUCGCGCUAGCCAGGGCCGGAAGUGGGGCUCGGGCGCUUUGCCCCGGUUGCCAUGGCCGUGUUGGGGUGGCCCCAGUGGAAGCGUAUUGGGGUUUGCUGGGGCUGGUGGGGAGGCCGGGCCUCGGCCCCGCCACAGCGGCAGCCGCCUUGGAGGCCGAAGAGCACGAACCCGUUCGCCCGAGAGCAGGAGGAAGAGUGGCGGCGGCGGAACCGCACCGUACUCACGUACGUGGCCGCGGCCGCCGUGGGAAUGAUCGGAGCCUCCUACGCCGCGGUCCCCCUUUACCGCCUCUACUGCCAGACUACAGGACUAGGUGGGGCACCUGUAGCUGGUCAUGCUUCAGACCACAUUGAGACUAUGGUACCUGUUAAGGAUCGAAUCCUUAAAGUCACCUUCAAUGCAGAUGUGCAUGCAAGUCUCCACUGGAAUUUUAGGCCUCAACAAACAGAAAUAUAUGUGAUGCCAGGAGAGACUGCAUUGGCAUUUUACAAAGCUAAGAAUCCUACUGACAAACCAGUCAUUGGAAUUUCUACAUAUAAUGUUGUGCCUUUUGAAGCUGGACAAUAUUUUAAUAAAAUACAGUGCUUCUGUUUCGAAGAACAAAGGCUUAAUCCUCAAGAAGAAGUAGACAUGCCAGUGUUUUUCUUCAUUGAUCCUGAAUUUGCUGAAGAUCCCAAAAUGGCAAAAGUGGAUGUGAUCACUCUUUCUUACACAUUUUUUGAAGCAAAAGAUGGACAUACAUUGCCAGUCCCAGGUUUUAAUUGAAAUGAGAAACAUCUUUCCUUUGCCCUUUCUUAAUUCUUUUGGCUCAGUUUUGUAAUUUUUUUUGAGAAAUCAUGUUCUCAGGUCUUUUUAGAAAGAUAUUAGUAAGGAAAAACCAAUUUUUAUUUUAAACCAGAAUCACAUGUACUUAUAAUAUUUUUCUCAUAAACUACUUUUUUUGUCUUUUGGUUUGUAUGAAACCAUAAGAAUGGAGGUACUACUGAAGAAAAAUCUUGGUGCAAAUUUCAACUUAAAACCAUAUUUGCAUAUUUGUAAAAUAACAUUCAAAUUCUUUUUGGGGGGUGGUAUAUUUUUUUUAAAAACCCUGCUCAAUUCCAUAAGCAUGCACAUGUGGAGCCGAUGAUACAUACUAAGAUCACAUAAAUACUAAAGCUACUUUUAGUUCUAAAAUCUCAUUCAUUUCUUCUGUUAAAGAUGAAGAUGUUGAAGCCCUGAGAAAUGAAAUGAUUUGCCAAACAUUACACAGCUAGUUAGUGGCUUAGAACCCAGGUCUUCCACUAGACAAGUCUUUCCAUUGCCAUUGUGGCCAUCUUGAAAUACACUUGGCUUUUGAUUUGUUUUGUUUAAUCUGCUUCUGAAAUCAGUGACCUUAAAAAUGGCAGGUAUAUUAUUCAAAAAGAAACCUGGUCAAUCAGUUCCAAAAGUGUUAUUCCAUGAUAUUUCCCCCCAGUGUAGUGCUAUAUUGGAGAACUGAGAAAUAUUUUUAUACUUGUGAUGGGCAAAACUAAAUGUGUGUGGUUACCUUACCUGUCCCCUGUGUGGGGAAAGCUAGCUAGCAUUUACUGUAUUAGAAGUUAGCAAAGAGAGAACAAGUGUCUCUGAAAGAAUAGGAAAAACCUAUCUACCCUAGAGGACACAUCAGAGUCCAGCUUGUCCUCGAUCUUCUAACACCUCGAAGUUCCAACCACCAACAACCAAAGCAAACAGCCUUACAUACUGCUUCAAGCUGAUUGGUUGAGGGUGGUCUCAUGUUGAUGUGAGGUAACUUCUGGACACUGAAUCACCCUUAGAAAGGUCAGCACACGGGGGCACGGGCAGCUAGGUGGUGCAGUAGAUUGAGCACUGGCCCUGGAUUCAGGAGUACCUGAGUUCAAAUCUGGCCUCAGACACUUAACACUUACUAUCUGUGUGACCCUGGGCAAGUCACUUAAACCCA